Propithecus coquereli (Coquerel's sifaka) is the source of this 1610-nucleotide messenger RNA. RefSeq names its product argininosuccinate lyase. Bases 172 to 1566 code for a protein of 464 amino acids. The record is from RefSeq and is a predicted model, not a curated record. NCBI's taxonomy places the organism in Eukaryota, Metazoa, Chordata, Mammalia, Primates, Indriidae. Gene Ontology annotation, cellular component: cytosol. Gene Ontology annotation, molecular function: argininosuccinate lyase activity. The transcript is spliced from 16 exons.
ACGGGCGGGGACGGGAGCGGAGGACGCCGAGGGCUGCGCGCGGCCGGGCGCAGUGGCCCGAGCUCGGGGCCGGCCCACCCGGGGGACCCCGCGGGCCAAGGAGGUGUCAGUCCUCUCUUGUCUUCUAGACCCCGAGGACUGAGGCUCCGGGACGACGAGGAACCGCCCAACAUGGCAUCGGAGAGUGGGAAGCUGUGGGGUGGCCGGUUUGUGGGUGCAGUGGACCCCAUCAUGGAGAAGUUCAACGCGUCUAUCGCCUACGACCGGCACCUGUGGGAGGUGGACGUGCAGGGCAGCAAGGCCUACAGCAGGGGCCUGGAGAAGGCGGGGCUCCUCACCAAGGCCGAGAUGGACCAGAUACUCCAAGGCCUGGACAAGGUGGCUGAAGAGUGGGCCCAGGGCACCUUCAAACUAAACCCCAGCGAUGAGGACAUCCACACAGCCAACGAGAGACGCCUGAAGGAGCUCAUCGGUGAAACUGCAGGGAAGCUGCACACAGGACGCAGUCGGAAUGACCAGGUGGUCACAGACCUCAGGCUGUGGAUGCGGCAGACGUGCUCCACUCUCUCGGCCCUCCUCUGGGAGCUCAUCAGAACCAUGGUGGAUCGGGCAGAGGCGGAACGUGACGUCCUCUUCCCAGGGUACACACACCUGCAGAGGGCACAGCCCAUCCGCUGGAGCCACUGGAUCCUCAGCCAUGCUGUAGCACUGACCCGAGACUCCGAGAGGCUGCUGGAGGUGCAGAAGCGGAUCAACGUCCUGCCCCUGGGGAGCGGGGCCAUUGCGGGCAAUCCUCUGGGUGUGGACCGGGAGCUGCUCCGAGCAGAACUGAACUUUGGGGCCAUCACGCUUAAUAGCAUGGAUGCCACCAGUGAGCGAGACUUUGUGGCCGAGUUCCUGUUCUGGGCUUCGCUGUGCAUGACCCACCUCAGCAGGAUGGCUGAGGACCUCAUCCUCUAUGGCACCAAGGAGUUUGGCUUUGUGCAGCUCUCAGAUGCCUACAGCACCGGAAGCAGCCUGAUGCCCCAGAAGAAAAACCCAGACAGCCUGGAGCUGAUCCGGAGCAAGGCGGGGCGUGUAUUUGGGCGGUGCGCCGGGCUCCUGAUGACCCUGAAGGGACUCCCAAGCACCUACAACAAGGACCUGCAGGAAGACAAGGAAGCUGUGUUUGAAGUGUCAGACACCAUGAGUGCUGUCCUCCAGGUGGCUACUGGCGUCAUCUCUACACUGCAGAUUCACCGUGAGAACAUGGCACAGGCUCUCAGCCCUGACAUGCUGGCCACUGACCUCGCCUACUACCUGGUUCGCAAAGGGAUGCCGUUCCGCCAGGCCCACGAGGCCUCCGGGAAAGCCGUGUUCAUGGCCGAGACCAAGGGGGUCGCCCUCAACCAGUUGUCGCUGCAGGAGCUGCAGACCAUCAGCCCCCUGUUCUCGGGCGACGUGAGCUGCGUGUGGGACUACGGGCACAGCGUGGAGCAGUACGGUGCUCUGGGGGGCACGGCGCGCUCCAGCAUCGACUGGCAGAUCGGCCAGGUGCGAGCGCUGUUGCGGGCACAGCAGGCCUAGACUCCUCCCCACGCCUGCUCUCAAAUAAAGCGGACCUAAGAGGA